GGAGGAGGAGGAGGGAGGCCGAGGAGACAGCCGCCUCGCCUCCCCGAAAGCUCUCCCUCUCCUCCAUGGCCUCCGUCAGGGGGUUGCCAUAGUUACAGGAGUGACAAAGGCAAGGGAGUCUCCAGGGCCUGUGUGGAGGAGGAGUUUCCCGCGGAUCUUCUGCUGCUGGAAGAGUUCCUUGCGAGGGGAAGGGAUGCAGGGAAGCCGAGCACAGCUGGAGCCAUGGCACUAGGGAAGCAGGGAGCCCCAUGGCGGCGGCGGUGGCGGUGGUGGUGGUGGAGAGGCUAAGCCAGCCAGAAAUUUGAAUGGCAGUGGCGGAUCACCACAGAGCAGCGCCCGACUGACCUGCGGGCCGUGGGGAACGUCGGUCGCCUCUCUAAGGAUGCUCUGCUUGCCCCUUCUACUGCUGGUCGGUCUCUCCCGUAGCUCCAGCUUGGAAGUAAACCCAGCAUUAUGCCGAUAUCCUUUGGGGAUGCACGAAGGAACAAUUCGAGACGAGGAUAUCACAGCGUCCAGCCAGUGGUACGACUCUACAGGCCCACAGUAUGCUCGGUUGCAGCAGGAGGAGGGUGACGGAGCCUGGUGUCCAGCCGGCCUCCUGCAACCUGAGGACGUGCAGUUUCUCCAGAUCGACUUGCGCGGGCUUUUUUUCAUCACACUGGUGGGGACGCAGGGGCGGCACGCACGAGCCACCGGUAAGGAGUUUGCCCGUGCCUACCGGAUCGACUACAGCCGUAACGGAGAGCACUGGCUCUCUUGGAAGGAUCGCCAGAACAGGCAGGUGAUCCAAGGCAACGCCGACACUUACGCCGUGGUCCUGAAAGAUCUGCGCCCCCCUGUCAUUGCCCGCUACAUCCGCGUGAUCCCUGUGACCGAGCAGCCCAUGACCGUCUGCAUGCGAGUGGAACUCUAUGGUUGUGUUUGGUCUGAUGGCUUAGAGUCCUACAACAUGCCUGAAGGGGAAAUGAUCGCUGCUCCUGGCUACCCCAUUGUUUACCUGAACGACUCGACGUAUGAUGGAUACCAGGAGCGCAAAUUCCUGCGUGGUGGCUUGGGCCAGCUGACGGACGGCGUCUUGGGCUUGGACGACUUCACCAAGAGCCAUGAGUACCGCGUCUGGCCGGGUUACGACUACGUCGGCUGGAAGAAUGACAGCUUUAGUGGCGGCGCCGUGGAGAUGGAGUUCCAGUUCGAUCGCCAGAGGAACUUCACCUCCAUGAAGGUGCACUGCAACAAUAUGUUCUCCAAAGGAGUCAAGAUCUUCCAGGCAGUGGAGUGUCUCUUCAAACCACGUCUGAUUGCCGAGUGGGACCCAGAGCCCGUGAGUGCAGACACGGUCCUGGAUGACAAGAAUCCGAGUGCACGCUUCGUGACGGUCCCCCUCAACCAGCGAGUGGGCAAAGCCAUCCUCUGCCGCUUCUACUUUGCUGAUACUUGGAUGAUGGUCAGCGAAAUCUCCUUCCAGUCAGCGGAUAUGGACAUUGACAAACCCCUGGUGGUCACUCUGACCUCCAGCACAGCCACGGAAAUGCUCCUGUCGGAGACACCCAAUGCAACCGAUGGAACUUGGGGGACCACCACAAUGUCCACCACAAGCCCAUGGAUUACGCCCAAGCCAGAGGAAUCCAGCACUUCCAGUCUGGUGGGCUGCCUGGUCGCCAUUAUCCUGUUGCUGCUCAUGGUGAUUGUGGCCAUCCUGUGGAGACAGUAUGCCCAGAAGCGGCUGGAGAAGGCACCCCGGCGGAUCUUGGAAGAGGAUGCUACCGUCCGGCUCUCCUUCUACAGCUCUAGAAUAGUCAACGGCCAGACACAGAUCCACCAGACCAACCCCACCUACGAGAGGGUCUUCCCGUUGGAUCUGGAGUAUCACCAGCCUAUCACCCUGCUCCAGAAACUGCCAGAGCUCUCCCAAAGUGCCGAGGACUCAGCCUGCAGCGGUGAUUAUGCCGAGCCAGACCUCACCAAGUGCACCCCACACCAAGGCUUCCAGAACAAUGUCCCGCACUACGCCGAGACGGACAUCGUUAGCCUGCAGGGGGUGACAGGCAACAACACCUAUGCCGUGCCAGCCAUCACGGUUGACUCGUUGACCAAGAAGGACAUCUCCGUGGCCGAGUUCCCAAGGCAGCAGCUGCAGCUCAAGGAGAAACUGGGGGAAGGGCAGUUUGGGGAGGUCCACCUGUGUGAAGCCGACCGCCUCUUGGAAUUCUUGGGCCGUGCUCCCCCAGAGACCUCCAGCCGGGCCGUCCUGGUGGCUGUGAAGAUGCUGAGAGCCAACGUCACCAAGACAGCCAGGAACGAUUUCCUCAAGGAGAUUAAGAUCAUGUCCCGGCUCAAAGACCCGAACAUCAUCCGCUUGCUGGGGGUGUGUGUGCGAGACGACCCGCUGUGCAUGAUCACAGAGUACAUGGAGAACGGAGACCUCCACCAGUUCCUGCUGCAACGCCAAAGCCGGAGUACCUUCACCCUCUCCAACAACAUUCCUUGCGUCAGCUGCCUCCAUCUCCUGCUGAUGGCGACCCAGAUUGCCUCCGGCAUGAAGUACCUGGCGUCCCUCAACUUUGUGCACCGGGAUCUGGCCACACGCAACUGCUUGGUGGGGAACAACUACACCAUCAAGAUUGCCGAUUUCGGCAUGAGCCGAAAUCUUUACAGCGGCGACUACUACCGAAUCCAGGGGCGGGCUGUGCUGCCCAUCCGCUGGAUGGCCUGGGAGAGCAUCCUGUUGGGCAAGUUCACCACUGCCAGUGAUGUGUGGGCCUUUGGCGUGACCCUGUGGGAGAUGUUCACCCUGUGCAAAGAGCAACCCUACAGCUGGCUCUCAGAUGAACAGGUCAUCGAGAACACGGGGGAAUUCUUCCGGGACCAAGGGCGGCAGGCAUUUGACCGGACGGUUUCCAAGGACACUUGCUUAGCUAUCGGCUUUUACCAGAGAGGUUAUGUUUGUCUGCUGCUGGAGAGGUAUGAAGAAGCCCUGAAUAGCUUCCAGCUGGCUUUGGUGCACCUCAGAAGCAACACGUGCAUUAAUUACAAGCAAUUGGGUCUGAAAGUGGUGCUGUGUGCCUGGGAGGUGCUGUACAAUACUGCCGUGGCCCAUUCCCGGCUUGGGAGAUGGCGGGAAGCUCAGCGACUGCUGGAGGAAGCCUUGGAGCAGACCCCCAGGGACCAAGCCCCAUACCUUGAUGUGGCCCUUCAGCAGGUGCAGGAACAUCUCCUCCUGGACCCUCGAAGCAUUCCUCGGGGGGAGAUAUUCAGGCCUCCAAAGAAAGAUGUGGAAGAGCUGGGAGCAAAAGACUUUCUGGGACAGGCAAAGGUCAUCUCCUCGGUUUUUAAGGAGGACAUCAGCGGAUUUCAUGGUCUGCAUCCCCAGAACCUCGGCAGUGGGCUACCACCACCGCCUGAAAACGUGCCCCCCACUCGGCCCCAUGAGAGCCAAAGGAGGCUGCUUCCAGGAGCGACGGAGAGAACCGCAGAGAGGGUGGGUGCUAACGGCACUGGUCCCGAAACUGCCCUGGAGCAGGUUUCUUCAGCCCACGGAGAGGCCCCACAGAGUAACGGCAGACCCAUCCUGCUGAAGGUGCACGGUUCCUACACCGUGAAUGUGAAGGCGAGCACCGCUGUAUCCCUGGCCGAUCUCGGCGUCCUGUUGCGGGAGGAGGUUUGCCGGCAGGCUGAGGAGAUGACCCUGAGGUACCGGUCUCCAAGCAGCAAUGAAUUCAUCUCGCUAUGCAGUGAAGAAGAAUUGCAAAUGGCAUGGCAGGAAGCAGAAGACGGCCACCUGACCCUCUGGUGCCAGGGCAAAAAGGACAGCAGGGCCAGACCUGUUCUCUACCGGAUGGUGGCGAGGCACGCUUACGCUGGACAAGGCUUGGCAGACCUAAGUUUUAAAGAAGGCGACACCUUGGAGAUCCUCUCUGAAGUGAACGAGGAAUGGCUGGAAGGACGCUGCCAUGGAACCAUCGGCAUUUUCCCAAAAUGCUUUGCUGUGCGAGAGAAUUCUGACGCCACCCACUCCUAGAGAGGACAAGCCCUCCAUCCUUAGACUCUGUAUCCCUUUCCAUGGAACCAGGACCAGAGAGCCACUUUUGAGUAUCACCCAACGUUUUUAUCCAUCUUCAAGCGUAUCUUAGUAAUAGUCACCUCUGUUUCCUUGCCUUAUUAGUCAGCGUCAGUCUGCUGUGCCAGAAUUUGUGGACUUGUUUGUUUCCCCCACUUGCUCAAGGAAACCUUGUUUCCCUUAAGGGCUGCCUUGCCACUGAGGGUGGCUCCGGCAUCCUCUUUUCCAAGCAUGUCCGCGCAGUCAUGAGGACUAGAGACUUAAUUUCUAGAAGUUAGGUUUGGCAGGACAUUGGACUCUGCUGUGCCCGGUACCCACUCCUGCCCCCAAAGGGGGCAGAAGAUAUUUGUUUUCAUAAAUCCACAGUCAAUAUCUGGAUUGUUUUUAAUGAGAAAUCUGUAAUAAAGUAGUCGAGUAAAUCCUACAGUGGUUCAAAAAUUACAGUUUUCUUUUCAUUACAGUUGCUGGGUGAGUGGCCUACUAAAUGUGGACUGGAAACGCCACUCCAGAAGUAGACUUAAAGCCCUACUGUAAACCAAAUUUUGAAAUGCCCAUCGGUUCUUCUAGUAAAACUUACUGGGUUGUGAAUGAAAGGCCUGAAAUCGGUAUUAAAAUCCUGGGCUGGGGAAAUACAUAGAAAAUGGAGCCUGUGCAGAACUGAGGUUGUCUUGUGCUCUUAACGGCCUAUGUUUUCGCCCUCUGGCCAAUAAAACUCUAUUUCUGACAAGUAAAAAAAGGGCUAAAAAGCUAGUGAACUCCAGUGGCAGGCCAGGCCCAGCCCAUAGGAACGUAGGAAACCCUGGGUCCGUCUAGCUCAGUAUUGUCUACACAGACUGGCGGCAGCUUCUCCAAGGUUGGAAGGCAGGAGUCUCUCUCAGCCCUCUGCUCUCCUCCUAGGGAAAGAGAGAUGGGGGAAAUGUUCUCAUGGAAUGUCUUUACUUCUCUCCAGAGCACCUCUGACCUCUCCAGAUAACAGAGUUAUAAAGAAUAAUUCCAUUUCAACAACAUGCCCUGUUUACACAGUGCUUUCAAGGGUGCAAAGUGCAUCAUGACUAUUAUCUCAGUAGUAAUGUGACCCUAUAAGGUAGACCAGAAUUAUGACCCGGACAUAUUAGAUGCUACACUGCAGCCAAGAGCUCAUGGCUUAACUACAGUGGCCAAAGUGAGUUUAUAAGCUGAAGCAAGAGUUUUCUUCUCUUGUAGUCCACGUACAACAGGGUGGGAAGCCGUGAAUAAUGCAUUGUCUCUUACAUGGUCCUGCAUGUACUUUUGCUGGGUUGUGUUUUUUUUUUUUAAGGCACAACUGGAUUUUGGAUAAGCAGAUCUCCUGCUGGGCUAGAGUUCCUUAUGGUUGGGGCAGUGAGCCUAGGUUGGCAUCUCCCACAAGAGAACCGCGCCGAUGACAAUUAUUGAGGAGGAAAGACGGGACCCCUGUCGGCUGCCCCAAAGGCCCCACUUGCUGGGAGGGUUGUCCACACGGCACCUCUCUCACCACAGAGAGCGAACAAGGAAGACGGCGAACAAGAUGAAACCAGUCAAGAGGGUGGCAGCAAUGAAGAAAAUGCUGGCUGCCCACACAGCUGGCUCGUGCCCUUUCAGCGGCCGGGGGUCCUCGGACGGGAUCAUGUUGGUGAGGUUUAGCAUGUAGCCCAAGGUCCAGCCGAUGUCAGAGUUGGCAGCCUGUGAGAGGAAAGGACUGAGAGCUGUGAAAGAGGGCAGGGCGCCCAACCAGACCUGAACCUGAGCCCCAAAACCGGUCUCGGUCACCCAGAAUAGAACCCAGUCCUCAAAUCUGUUACCUAGAACCAGAUCCGGACAUUUAAAACACAAGCCGUUUAGUGUUAAAUAAGUAACCAGUUGCCCAGCUUGUAUUACCAAGGUUCCCCUUUUCUUGCUUUUGAUCCUGUCGUAUCUGUACUGUAUUUACUUGAAUCCAAGACUUGGUUUCCGCCUCAAAUUCUUUGAUUCUAGAAAGUGGGGGGAUCAUAUUAUGGGUAAGUGCAGGUGAAACCUGUAUUUAUUUAUUUUUUAAAGGAGAUGGUCUUAAAUUCAGAGUCAUCUUCUUUUAGGGUAAAUACAGGUAUUUUGUUUGCAAAACUUCUUAAGGAUUUAUUUUAAGGCAAUAUUUUUUAUUGAACUAGAAACAGUUAUGGUUUUCAUGCUACAAAGUUUCUUCACCAGCUAAGGAGCCAGGGAUUAUUUUAUUAUUUUAUUUAAUUUAUAUACUGCCUGACUCCAAACGCUCUAGGGUGGCUCACAAAAAGAAACACACACACACAUAUAAAAUAAAACAAGCUGUUAAAAUAAUUUAAAACCUUCAAAGAUGACUAAAAGCCUGGCUAAAAAAAAGGUGUCUGAAAUAAAUGGCUCAGAACGGG
This is a messenger RNA of Hemicordylus capensis (graceful crag lizard), 6435 nucleotides long. RefSeq names its product discoidin domain-containing receptor 2-like. Gene Ontology annotation, biological process: protein phosphorylation; multicellular organism development; cell surface receptor protein tyrosine kinase signaling pathway. Gene Ontology annotation, molecular function: protein binding; protein tyrosine kinase collagen receptor activity; ATP binding. Lineage: Eukaryota; Metazoa; Chordata; Lepidosauria; Squamata; Cordylidae. Gene Ontology annotation, cellular component: membrane; signaling receptor complex. The record is from RefSeq and is a predicted model, not a curated record. The coding region runs from base 383 to 4018 and encodes 1211 amino acids. The transcript is spliced from 27 exons.